AACUUGUUACCUCUCCAGAGCUCACAGUGCCCUUCCUCACCCCUGAUGUGUUACUGUUCUGCGUAAAGAAAAAGCGACAGUGUUUGGGCUCGCUUUGGAUUAUAGCUGAUAAAGCACAGUUACGGAAUUUGCUACAGAAAAACAGGAGAAAAGGGGCGUGGAUGUGUCCUGAACCAGUUACGUGUAUUUGUGUGUGAGAAAGAGAAAGACUGUCUGUCCGUGUAUGUGUGAAUUUACCAGACCCAGUACAGUGAGAGUGUACGCGUGAGGGCACUCUUGGGGGCGGAGCUCCACAAAGGGGCAGAGUUUCCAGGAGGAAGCCAGACAAACAUGAGCAAAUUGACGUUCCACAACAACAAGACCAUGCAGGAUCGCCGUUGUGUGUGUGUGUUUCUCCCAAACGAUGAAACACUCAACGUCAUUGUCAGUGUGAAAACCUUAUGCCAGGAAUUGUUGGAGCAGGUGUGUGAUCUGCUACGACUGAAGGACUGUCACCUAUUUGGGCUCAGCGUUGUUCAGAAUAAUGAGCACAUCUAUAUGGAACUGGGACAAAAGCUGUCCAAAUACUGCCCAAAGGAGUGGAAACGAGAAGCCAGCAAGGGAAUUGAUCAGUUUGGGCCUCCGAUGAUUGUGCACUUCAGAGCUCAAUACUAUGUGGAGAAUGGCAGAAUUAUCAGUGAUCGUAUGGCAAGGUAUUAUUAUUACUGGCACUUGAGGAAGCAAGUGCUGCAGUCCCAAUGUGUCCAGCGGGAGGAGGCCUAUUUCUUGCUAGCUGCUUUUGCUCUUCAGGCUGACCUGGGAAACUACAAACGGAACAAACACUUUAGCUCCUACUUCCAGCCUGAGUCCUACUUUCCUUCCUGGGUGAUCACUAAGAGGGGGAGAGACUACAUUCUGCGGCAUAUUCCCAACAUGCAUAAGGAACAGUUUGCUCUCACCGCAUCAGAGGCUCAGUUGAGAUACAUAAAACAAGCAGCACUCCUAGAUGACGUCACUGUCCACUACUACUGCCUCUAUAAGGAUAAGAAAGAAGUGGAGGCAUCUUUAACACUGGGGCUUACGCUGCGUGGUAUCCAGAUCUUUCAGAAUGUUGGCAGUGUUCGGCAGCUUCUGUAUGAUUUCCCCUGGACCAAUGUGGGCAAACUUGUAUUUGUGGGGAAGAGGUUUGAGAUCUUGCCCGACGGCUUGCCCUCUGCCAGAAAGCUAACUUAUUACACUGGCUGUCCGCUGCGUUCCCGCCAUCUCCUACAGUUGCUUAGCAACAGCCACCGCCUUUACAUGAACCUUCAGCCUGUGCUUAAGCAAGUCCGACGCCUGGAGGAGAACGAAGAGAAGAAGCAGUACCGGGAGUCAUAUAUAAGUGAUGCACUGGAGUUGGACAUGGAGCAGCUGGAGCAGCGAUCUCGUGCCAGUGGCAGCAGCAUGGGCAGUGUUUCACGCCAAAAACGUUUCUCUCGUCACUCCACAACCAGCCACAGCAGCUCGCACACGUCAGGCAUCGAAACUGACAGCUUCCGUACACCAGCACACACCCCACACCGGCCACUCCGCUCACACUCCUCCUCCAACACCAGCCAUGCCAGCACACACACCUCCGGCAUUGAGAGCAGCGGCAAGGAGAGAGGCCUGGAUGAUGAUGAGAUUGAGAUGUUGGUUGAUGACCCUAAAGACUAUGAAGAACUCACUGAUUUAGCAUUGGAGCUCAGUCAAGACCUCUGCAUUCACAUCACUGAGGACAUGCUAACAUCGGCACAAAGCAAUGGCUAUUCGGGCUUAGUUGUGAAGGAAGUAAGCUCAUCAACAUCGAGUUCGUCUGAGACCGUGGUGAAGAUGAAAGGCCAAAGCAUUGAAUCACUCCCUCAGAUGGUGUCUGGCAGGAAGUCUCAGAACUCCACAGACCGGCACAGCCAAUCACUGGAUGAUGUCCGUCUGUACCAGAGGAAUUCCCCGGAGUGGGUGGAGCCAUGUCAGGACUCCGCCCACAGUUACACAUUUGGUUGUGUGGAGGAGCUUAGCAAUGGUUACCAGGGAGUUGUGGAACAGCGGGCUGGUAUCUGUGAUGACCAACACCCUUUUCCCAUCAAAAGAACCAACAAGUACUUCUCCCUAGACCUGACCGCAGAGGAGGUGCCUGAGUUUGUGGUGUGAAGUGGGGAGGAUAAUCAAAAGAAAGAAAAAAAAUUUAAAAACAUGACUGAGGACAUUUAUUGUUGUGUGUGCAUGGAUGCAUGUGUGCGUGUGUGUGUUCAUGCGUGCAUGUGUGUGUGCAUGCUUGUGUAUAUGAGAAAGAGAGUGUAAGGAUCAUAAUGUAAAGAAGCUGCUGAACUUCGGACAAGAAAGGGAAACUGCAUCAGUCUGUCUCAGCUGCUUUAGCAAAACAUAAACUCCUCUACUUGUUUGUGUGUGUGUGUGUGUGUGUGUGUGUGUGUGUGUGUGUGUGUGUGUGUGUGUGUGUGUGUGUGUAGAAGUUUCAUUUCAUGUUCAUUGUGUUGGGCUUUUCUAGGACACACAUUUUGUUUUUACUCUAUGACACUAGAAGCACAGUACGAGUCUGUGAGUGUAUUAGUGUCUUUCUGUGAGUGCUUAUGUGUUUUUGAUCAUGCUAUAUGAGCUAUUAACCAAAGAUGAGCAGUCCUCAGUGUUCAAUAAGCAACUGAACAUACAAGCCAUAUCAUAAUACAUAAUGGGCAGAAAUGGUACUAGUAUGUAUUUACAUUACCAAGCAACGUUUAGACACAUUAGAUGCAUAUUUUUGAUUGUCUUAAAAAUAAUAUGAAUAAUGCUUAUGGUUAAAUCUGGUUUCUAAGACAAAUGUAAAUAGUGUUUUAAAAAAAGUUAAUGCCCUUGUAUGCUUCUAUUUGUGAAUCAGAAUAUAUAUAUUUUAGUAAGUUUUUUUGUUUGUUUGUUUCUUUGGGGUAAACCCUUUCCCCAAACAAGUAGUUUUCAUUUAGAAUAUUGAAAAGGCAACCAACAAGUGCUUGGCUUAUCUGGGAAUGUUAUACCUCCUGGGUGAAGCUUAUACAUGAUUAAACUGGUUAAGAAGAUGCCAAGAGUGUGCAAAACAUUAUCAGGAAUACUGUUACAUUUUUUUUUAUAUAGUUUUGAUUUGUUUUCUGGCCAUUGCAUAAUUCCAUAGGUGUUAUUAGAUAAUCAUUAACAUAGUUUUAUAUUGUAAAAACUAUGUUAUGGUGUCCAAACUGUUGACAGGUGUGUGUGUGUGUGUGUGUGUGUGUGUGUGUGUGUGUGUGUGUGUGUGUGUGUGUGUGAUGUGUCUGUAAUGUAUGUAUUGUGGUGCUGGCUGCUCUAAUUGAACCAGCUGUGCCUUUGUUACACUAUGCAAGUUUGAGACCCUGUUACAGGGAGUAUCCCAAGUCUCUCAUCUGUGCACCAAGUACCCCUAUGCCAAGGAAACGGUUACUGUCUGGGUGGUCACUCUCAGUGACGCUUGAGCAGUUUCUGCUCUAAUGUUCAACCAAACCAAGUUGUGGUGCGUUGCACAGAUGCAAUCAUAAUUUUGUCUUCUUUAAUCCUCUCCAAAAUAACCAAACCACAGGUUUCUUGUGUUUUAUACCUGAAAGGGCAGAAUAUUGAUGUUAUACAUAUAGAAUAAAAAACUGGUGGAGUCCUCCAACAACAAACAUGGCACACCAUAAAUUGGUGUUUACACUGACCAAAGCUGUAAAGUGGAAAAGUAUGGGGAUGGAAAAAUGGCCAGAGCUGGAGUUCUAUGAACAGUGGUGUUAGAGUGGGACGGAUCAUUAAAAAAAGCCAAAUUGGGGUUUUCCAAGACGUUGCAGCCCAUGUAUAAACCCACCAUCCAGACCGCUCCUGCUAAUCUAUAUUUACCAUAAGACCAUAUGCUUUAUGUUUGUCUUUUUUGCUAAGUGUUGGUGAUGUGUCUUGAAUUAUUUUUGUAAACUGGAACUUUUUAUUUUCUAAGUAUUUUGUUAUACUGUUGUUGUCAUAAAAGUGGGAGCCAUGUCUUUUUGUUACGUUUUUGUUUGCAACGUGUGUCAGUAUUACUCUUGAAUGGAGGUCAGUAUUAGAAAUCCCUGUUCUCCCACUUUAACCAGUGUGCUUGUGUGUAUGUGUUUAUUCUCAGUAUGAAAUUAUUCAGUAACCUAUAAUCAGUAACAUAUCAAUAACUAAUGAAGAUUUUUAUAUGCUUCAGAUGAACUUGUGAGAUAUCAAAUGUCAAUGUCAAACUUAAAGCUGCAUUGUGGUCCAUCCUGUGUGCUCAGAAAAAAAAACAAAAAAAAACCUGGAUUUCUUUCACAGUUUCUCUUUUCUGGGUCAUCAGCAGCACGUUUAAAUUGUCUCAUGCAUGUGGGUAGCUAUUCCGGUCCAUGUGCAGUCUUUUCCAUCAUAUUGCACCAUGGUCAUUUCCUUCAGACUUGCAAUCGCAUUAAUAUUUCACAUUACUAAAGAGUAAUUAUACAUGUCUCCCUCUUUGUAUUUCUGACAACUAACAGUUGUUAACACAGCAAUCAAUAUUGUAAAUGUUUUGAUAAUAUAUAUGGUCAUAUUAUUUAGUUACUAAAACUGCAGUUUGACAGUUAUGUGAAAUGGAACAAAAACAUCUCAAACUCAUUCGUCAUUUUAGAAGCAAACAUUGGACUGAAACAGGCUUACCAAUAAUGUCCACCUUUAUUCCAAACCCUUUUAAUUUGUCUGUCUGCAGUUAUUAAAGUCCUUUCUAUGAAAGGAAAUGCCCUAAAAAUGUUAUUUUUCACCUUCUUUUUGUAAACCCUGUUAACUGAUGCUUAUGUUCCCGUAAUGAAGUGUGGUGCGUGUCUUGCAGGUACUGAUGUCCUCUCAUGUACGCAAUAAAAGGUACCUUUGCAAGAAA
Molecule: messenger RNA, 4849 nt
Organism: Ictalurus punctatus (channel catfish)
Lineage: Eukaryota; Metazoa; Chordata; Actinopteri; Siluriformes; Ictaluridae
Gene: frmd6
Product: FERM domain containing 6
Exons: 14
Coding region: 331-2148 (605 amino acids)
Biological process (GO): positive regulation of hippo signaling
Cellular component (GO): cytoskeleton; cytoplasmic side of apical plasma membrane
Source: RefSeq, a predicted model, not a curated record